GGUCUGUGGGGACAGGAAAAAGACCCACGUCGCUGACGGCUCAGGAGUCAGCCAGAUUAAAACUGCAUGAUGCACCCUCACCGCUCUCCGUUUGAUGCUUGCUGAACACCGCCCGCGUUGCGCCAUUUUGAAAGUGUAAUGUUGGGAGAGGCAGAGGCGAGGGAAAUCUCAAAGUAGAGUGCAAAGUCUAAAAUUCAGUACUAAGGAUUGUGGUUUACUUUCUUUAGUUGAAAACUAUUUCGUGCUGACUAUUAUAUCAACUGGACCGAGGACGUGCACGGUCUUCGGAGGUACUAGCAGCACUCCCAGAUUUAUUCCUCCACUGCUUCUCGGUCAGAACCACCCAGCCGACCCGGGUCAGCACUGCUCCAGUCCAGGGCCCGAGCCCGCUACAGAGAUACCCUCUGUCCGAGUCGCUCACCAUGGCAGGGGCCGGUGGUGGGAACAGUGAUGUGCAGUGGUGCUUUUCCCAAGUCAAAGGAGCGAUAGACGAUGAUGUCGCUGAAGCUGACAUCAUAUCGACCGUUGAAUUCAACCGCUCUGGGGAGCUGUUAGCCACUGGGGACAAGGGGGGUCGUGUUGUCAUCUUUCAGCAGGAGCCAGAGAGUAAGAAUCAGCCACAGUGUCGAGGAGAGUACAAUGUUUACAGCACCUUCCAGAGCCAUGAGCCUGAGUUUGACUACCUGAAAAGCCUUGAGAUCGAGGAGAAAAUCAACAAGAUUCGAUGGUUGCCUCAGCAGAACGCAGCACAGUUCCUUUUGUCUACAAAUGACAAAACCAUAAAGCUGUGGAAAAUUAGUGAGCGUGACAAGAGACCAGAGGGCUACAAUUUGAAGGAAGAAGAUGGGCGAUACAGAGAUCCCAAUACUGUCACAACACUACGGGUACCAGUAUUCAGGCCCAUGGACUUGAUGGUGGAAGCCAGCCCUAGACGAGUGUUUGCGAAUGCUCACACCUACCAUAUCAACUCCAUCUCUGUCAAUAGUGAUUGUGAGACAUACCUGUCUGCAGAUGACCUGCGCAUUAACCUGUGGAAUCUGGAGAUCACUGAUCGCAGCUUUAAUAUUGUUGACAUUAAGCCAGCCAAUAUGGAGGAGUUGACGGAGGUGAUCACAGCAGCGGAGUUCCACCCCAACCAAUGCAACACUUUUGUCUACAGCAGCAGCAAGGGCACCAUCCGCCUGUGUGACAUGAGGGCAUCAGCACUGUGUGACAAGCACGCCAAACUGUUUGAAGAGCCAGAGGAUCCAAACAAUCGUUCGUUCUUUUCUGAAAUCAUUUCAUCCAUCUCGGAUGUAAAGUUCAGCCACAGUGGACGCUACAUGAUGACCCGCGACUACUUGUCUGUCAAAAUCUGGGAUCUCAACAUGGAGACCCGGCCAGUAGAGACAUAUCAGGUGCAUGAAUAUCUCAGGAGUAAGUUGUGUUCACUCUAUGAGAAUGACUGCAUCUUCGACAAGUUUGAGUGCUGUUGGAAUGGGAACGACAGUGUUGUGAUGACCGGCUCCUACAACAACUUCUUCAGGAUGUUUGAUAGAGGCUAUCGGCAGGACGUAACCCUAGAGGCAUCACGGGAGAACAGCAAGCCACGAUCGGUCCUGAAACCUCGCAAAGUAAGCACAGGUGGGAAGCGCAAAAAGGAUGAGAUCAGUGUAGACAGUCUGGACUUUAACAAGAAGAUCCUCCACACUGCCUGGCAUCCUCUGGACAACAUCAUUGCUGUGGCCACCACCAACAAUCUGUACAUAUUCCAGGAAAAACUGAACUAGCAUUUGUUGAACCGCUCAGAUCCCAGUUCCCGCUUGAGCCCCACUGCUCUGAUACAUUCAUACAAAUAAUAUGUCUGUCUUUGGCUAAAACCCGAAGGCUUGAUAUGAUCUGCCCUCUUAUGAUUUUAGUAUUGAAUGUGACAAGACUUACUGUCAACAACAAACAGUGGCAUUAACACAGUGCAUCCACGCAGACCAUCACAACCACAUUUCCAUAUAUAUAUAUAUAUAUAUAUAUAUAUAUAUAAGAAUUAUAAACAUGUAUAUCUGAGUCCAGAAUUUGGGAUUUAGUUUCAUGUUUUUUUUUUCCAUUAGGAGCACUCCAUUUACAAAGCUACCGUAGCAACUCCACUACAUCCCAAACCAAAAGGAAAAUGUGUUACACAUAUUUGGCUAGUUGGUUUCCAUAUUAUUUUGUGCCAUUGUGACAUGAUUCAUUUGUAUGUCAUAGCUACCACUUGUUUAAGUUUUUGUAGCUACCAUGUUUUAUUAGUUUGAAUAGGACAUUUUUUCUACUGUUGAUACAUCUUUCUUUCACCAAGUUCCUUUUUGUACUGGCCUGAAACACUGCUAAUGCAAGUUGUCAACACUCCAUAUUUGCCCUAAGUAUUUGUCAAGUUGCCAAGUUCCUUCUUUCCUAAUGUACAGUACGGUUAUGCUGUUAAAAGGACUAUUCUAGUGUUAUAUCAUGUUUUAGUUCAUUCUCUACAAAUAAUGUUACUAACUUACUGUGUAAUUUCUAGUUAAUGGGCAAAAACAUUUAAAAACAAAACACCAGAGUCGUCCUUUAACAUGGACACAAGAAUGGCGUGCACACACAUUCGUCACGUAUUGUGGUUUAGGAGUUGAAUGGGGGCUAAUCAUGCCAAAGUAACCAGUCCUAUACACUCUAAGGUUAUAUUCCUUUAAAGCUGUCUUGCCCCUGGUCAGACUGGACAUGUGUGGGCCACCAUAUAACGCUCAGGACAAAAGCUUAUAUACGUGGAAGGCCAUAAUGGCGUGAUGUAGCUUAAUUCUCUCAUGGUCUGUGUCACAAAAACUUGAGUGCCGCUACCAGCUUCCCCACAAAGCCUGUUGUGUUGUUGCAGAUUGAUCAACCGCUUUACCCUCUGGAUUUGUAGAGGGAUUUUUUUUUGUGGGUUUUUUUUUUUUUUUUUUUUUUUUUUUUUUUUAAUGAUGUUUUGUACUGUACCUGAUGAUAAAAGAAGAAGAAUCACUAUAGCUGAUUUAUUUUUGUAUAAAUUAAGGCAAUAGGAUUACAGUCUGAUCACUGUAGUUUCUUUAGCUGUCUGUCUCAGACUGAUUGUAGAUGGCAGGUUGCCUGGUCAAGUCACCUUUUUGUCAUGACUUUGGGAUAUUUUGUUUAUUCUGGCGGGUAUUUCUUUAAACGAUAGAGACUUUUUGUGACAUCAAGGAAAUGUGUUUCUCAUGUGGGAUGUCCAAAGAAGUAUUUUCAGGUGUCAGUACCUCUGUAGUCUUAAGCACUAUAACAGGUUUUUUUUUUGUUUUUUUUUUUUUUAAUUUGGCUGACUGUAACUGCUGUUUAUGUAGAACUUUAUUCGGAUGCUUCUGAGUUAGAUUCAGGGUUCAUUUUGAUCUUAACGUUCUGUUUUUGUGCCAUGGUUUUGUUUAUGAUCAUUUUGCUCGCUGUGAAAGCAUAGGGCCUUGUGGGUCUAAAUGGGAAAGGCAUUUUUAUCAACAUGUGAUGUUAAAACUGUUAAUCAAGUUCUCUCUAAAGCUAGUCAAGUCAAUUGACUAGGCAGAGUUACUGAUUUUGAAUUAUUGUAUGAAAUGUCUUCUUCUGCAUCACAGGAGAAGACUGACUUGUUUAUUUAAAAAGGAGAAUUUGUGAAGCACUUGGUUUGCAGACGAUUGUUGUAUGGAAGCGGCCAUUAAUGAGUGUAUUGAAUAUGGGAAAAUACUUCAAAAAAUGAACUCUGCUGUUUCUCUGCUACACUUUUGCUUCAGUCACAUGCUGCCAAUUCUCUUCUGGAGCAAACAGGUUGAUUAUAGUACAGUUUUCCACUUCAUUGAUGUUACUUUUUGAUGACAGAUUAAGCCAUUGAAUCAGGGCAUGAAGCUUAUUGGUCCACUGGAUCAUAUUUAUGUAAGUUAAUGUGUCACUACCUACCUAGAGAACUGAUUUCUAAUCACUAGGAUGCCACCAAAAUAGCCACCCAUCUCCAUACGGUGGUGUUAAGCUACUGUUGAGUCUCAGGGCUCUGGGUAAUGUCCUUUUUAGUAAUGAGAUGCUUAUUUUGCAACCUUUUUUCAAAAACAACUUUUCUUUAUUGUCUAAUGCAAGAUUGUGUGAGGGUCAUUAGUUAUUUGCCUCAUGUCAUAUAUGUAUAAACAUGUAUAAUGUGACACCUUUUUCCCAUUCCACACCAAUCAACAAGGAGUGUUGUCCAUUCAAAAUAUGAGAUCAGUGAUCAGCCUUGUCCUGUCAUUCAUCCAAAGGAAGCAUUCACUCAAUAACUGUUCAAUAACUAUUGUUCCAACAAUCAGGAAGAUGUGAGAAAUGUUUGAAAAUGCAAAAAUCUGUAUAAAAAGAGUAUUAGAUCAGAAUUGAAAUGUUUUCUUUUUGAAAAUAUCUUGUGAGGUACCAUUGGCUUUUUAAAAAAUCCCGUCUUUGCAGACACAGCAGAGAUGGUCAUCACAGACUGUACGAGUGUCAGAGCAUUAUUAAAUUAAAAAAAAAAAACAGUUGCUCACAUUCAUAAAAAAAUAAACAACUAACCAAUAAUCUUUCACUCUUUCACUUUCCCCUCAUAUUGUCUUCAUAGCUUUUGUUCAAGGCUAUGGUGUAAACCACAAAGACAUUUAGAAGAACCCUUAUGCCUUUCUUAUAGCAUUAAAAAGAAAUAAGAUAAUCAAGUAUGUUUCUUGAACUUUCUGGCAUGCCAGACAGGAGACUGCUCAGGGGAAUUUACCGCUGCUCUGUGAUCAAAACCUUGUACCUUCAAAAAAAAAAGCAGCUUUUCAGGACUUUAUUAAAAACUACCUUAUUUACAGGUAGGUUUUUGAAAUUCAAGUUGCUAGAAUGGUUUUUGAACAUGAACCUUGGGUCAACAAAACUUGCCCUACAUACAAAGGAUCAUGAAAUCUCAAGGAAACUGUCUAAAAUGAAGUUAUAAGGUUUACCCACUUGAAGCAGCGUUAUAUACAUGUCUAAUGUAUCACAGGAGUUCAAACAAAAUGCACUUUUUAUUUUUGUGAAUUUCUUUAAUUUGUAUGAUUUUGUUUAUUUCUUUUAAGGGGCUCUUGAAUAAAGAUUGUAGGAGAGUUUUGGUGAUCUGUUUGGGGGGAAAAGAACUACAAAGGGUUCAUUGUACAGCAAUGUUUGUCUUUGUCAAAUGGAAUAAAGUACAAUUUAGAUGAAAAGUAAUAAAGAAUUUCAAACCUGAAUUCUGAAUAAAAUGACCAUACUACUUUAUGGUUUAUGUAUGGAAGAUAAUGUGCUGUAAAUGUAAAAUGAUCACAAAUAGAAGCUUUGUUAAGAUAUGAUUUUUGUUAUUGUAGAGCUACAAUUAAAUUGAAUUACAAAACUAA
Molecule: messenger RNA, 5321 nt
Organism: Siniperca chuatsi (mandarin fish)
Lineage: Eukaryota; Metazoa; Chordata; Actinopteri; Centrarchiformes; Sinipercidae
Gene: ppp2r2aa
Product: protein phosphatase 2, regulatory subunit B, alpha a
Exons: 10
Coding region: 423-1769 (448 amino acids)
Biological process (GO): peptidyl-serine dephosphorylation
Cellular component (GO): cytosol; protein phosphatase type 2A complex
Molecular function (GO): protein binding; protein phosphatase regulator activity
Source: RefSeq, a predicted model, not a curated record